Molecule: messenger RNA, 1652 nt
Organism: Zea mays
Lineage: Eukaryota; Viridiplantae; Streptophyta; Magnoliopsida; Poales; Poaceae
Exons: 3
Coding region: 350-1309 (319 amino acids)
Biological process (GO): response to desiccation
Cellular component (GO): cytosol
Source: RefSeq, a predicted model, not a curated record
UGGCCAUCGCUCAAGCUCAGCUGGGCCGACACAAUCACACAAGGGUCGGUCCACCCACAUUCGUACGCGUGCUUGUUGUCUCUGUCAGCCAUCAACUCUCCAGUGAGCUGCGAGCCUACAAGGCUGUGGGCAGUGCCAGCCUCAACCUCGACCUCCCCCAGUCCCCCACCGACCACCGGCCUCCUUUCCCGCAGGCACGGGUGCACGGCACGCGGUUUCCACUCGCUUCGUCCGCGUUCGGAUCGCCCUCAGGUCAACCACCACUCCUCCCCUCUGCUCCUCUCAGCAUCUCGCGCUUCAGAUCUCGCCCACCGAUCUGGAACUGGAAUUCCCUCCCGAUCUAGCAAGCAUGUCGUCGUCGGCGGAGAACGACCCCACGGUGACGGUGACCGAGCGCGGAGGCAAGGACAAGCACGAGGACGGCGGCGACAAGGAGCAGGGCGGCGGCGGCUUCAUCGACAAGGUGAAGGACUUCAUCCACGACAUCGGCGAGAAGAUCGAGGAGGUCGUCGGGUUCGGCAAGCCCACGGCCGACGUGUGCGGCAUCCACAUCCCGCACAUCAGCCUCCACCGCGCCGACCUCGUCGUGGACGUGCUCAUCAAGAACCCGAACCCGGUCCCGAUCCCGCUCGUGGACAUCGACUACCUCAUCGACAGCGACGGCCGCAAGCUGGUGUCGGGCCUCAUCCCGGACGCCGGCACCAUCCACGCGCACGGCCAGGAGACCGUCAAGAUCCCGGUGUCGCUCGUCUUCGACGACAUCAAGAGCACCUACAAGGACAUCCAGCCGGGCAGCAUCAUCCCCUACCUCGUCCGCGUCGUGCUCCUCGUCGACGUCCCCAUCAUCGGCCGCGUCAAGAUCCCGAUCCAGAAGGACGGCGAGAUCCCCAUCCCUUACAAGCCCGACGUCGACGUGGAGAAGAUCAAGUUCCACCACUUCUCCUUCGAGGAGACCACCGCCACGCUCCACCUCAAGCUCGAGAACAAGAACGACUUCGACCUCGGCCUCAACCUGCUCGAGUACGAGAUGUGGCUCGGCGACGACAGCAUCGCCUCCGCCGAGCUCACACAGACCGCCAAGAUCGAGAAGCAGGGGAUCACCAGGAUGCAGGUGCCCUUCAGCUUCAGGCCCAAGGACUUCGGAUCCGCUGUCUGGGACAUGAUCAGGGGGAGGGGCACGGGAUACACCAUCAAGGGAAAGAUCGAUGUCGACACUCCCUUCGGCAACAUGAAGCUGCCCAUAAGCAAAGAGGGUGGAACCACCCGCCUCAAGAAGGAGGAGGAGGAGGACGACGACGAUGACAACUGAAGUGAGGACUGCUGGGGGGCGCUGCUGUUACCUUUCACGAAACGCAGCGAAGCAGAAGAUGCGGGGAUCGUCGUCGACCUGAUACCCACACCCUUAGCGCUGGUUAAGCUCUUGCCUUUAGCUUAUGGUGCUCUGUUGUUUUGCAUUGUCUGAACAUCCUCUCACUUCCUGAGUGUACGUUCAGUUUGAGGUUUCCUGUGUUGUCCAUCUGAAUUCUUUCAAACUUUGCGGUUGGAACUGGAUGAAGAAUAAAAUUCCAACCCGCCCUGGUUCUUUUGUGGGUCUGUUUGGAAUAGAUGCUGCCUGCCAAUGAUCCUGAAAUAAGCUUUACUGAAAGGCUUUA